Oikopleura dioica is the source of this 657-nucleotide messenger RNA. The record is from the annotation of a GenBank genome assembly. Lineage: Eukaryota; Metazoa; Chordata; Appendicularia; Copelata; Oikopleuridae.
AUGGAUAUGAGCCAUUUACUCAGUAUUAUGCUGGAGACUGAAAUGAGCAACGUUGACCUCAACGCUGAUAAAUCCGCCACUGCCGCCGGAGAAGAAGUCAAACACCCACUUCAGAACACCUGGUCACUUUGGUUUUUCAAAAAUGAAAAGGGCAACCAAUGGAAGGACAAUCUCCGUCUUGUCACUUCAUUCAGCACUGUUGAAGAUUUCUGGGCGAUCUAUAAUCAUAUCCAGCUUUCCUCAAAACUGCCAACAGGAUGCGAUUACAUGCUUUUCAAACAAGGAAUCGAGCCAAUGUGGGAAGAUGUUCAAAACCGAGAAGGCGGUCGUUGGCUGCUCACUACUGACAAGAAAAAGCGCGCUCAGGACUUAGAUCGAAUUUGGUUGGAGACUCUUCUUUGCUUGAUCGGCGAAGCAUUCGAUGAUGCCAGUGAGGAUAUCUGCGGAGCUUGCGUCCAAAUUCGUCAGAAAGCCGACAAAGUGGCGAUCUGGACCACCAAUGCGCACCACAAAGAUCGAGUCAUGUCGAUCGGCCGAAAAUUUCAGACGAGAAUCAAGCUCGCCCCAGAAUCGCUUUUCUACCAAAAACAUACAGACACAGCCAACUCUGCCAGCAAACAGGGCUCGAACAAGUCAAAAUACGAAUACAUCAUCUAA